CACUCCUCGAAUAAUCCUUUCAAUAAUUUGACGUAUGGAUACACUACCUACGGAACUCGUCACUGACGUCCUCAUCUAUCUCGCUAUCCCAGUCCUCUGGCGUCUCCGCCGAGUCUCACGAGCAUGGAAGGAAAGUACAGAAAUUGCACUUGCAACCCGUUUGCGAACGCUUUACGGCAUCGACCCGUCCAGCGCUCGCCCGAAACCAUUGGACACCCUUAUCAUCCUUGACACUGCCAUUCUCCUCACAAGUGGAACACAUCCCGCCUCAAAUCACAGAAUCACUUAUCCAGUGUUUGGAAGACCGGUCGUAAGUUGCAACAGCAUGGAAUUAGCGGUUCGAUCAGUGGACCUUGACCGCAAAUGUGUGGAGUUGAUCCCAGUUGAGUCACCUGUGGUGAACCUAGUCCGUGAUGUUGCACUGGGGAGAUACGAAUGGUGUGCAAAAGGUGCUGUACGAUCCGGGGGUAAAGAAAGGACGUCCAGUCAAGAUGUGGUGAUCCAGUCUCAUCCUUUCACACUCGUCGCACCCGACAUGGACCUCCGAAACGAGAUACAAGACAAUUCCAAUCCAUCCGCCACUUCAACCUUGUCAAAUUACGAAUUCCAGCUCAUCUAUUCUGCAAUCGACACAACGGCCGAGUCGAUAGCAUCGUCCGUCACCACCUUAUCACUUCGCAUUCAUUCCCUUAUAAUUUCCUACACAUAUCUCUUUUACCUCCUUUCUCCUCAUCCACCAGAUCCAGCAACUCGAAUAUCCAUCUUCCCACCAGACCGUGUCAGACUCCUCCAAAACGCAUCUGCAAUGGCAGGACUGACGUGGCAUCACAAGUAUUACACAUUCGACAUUGUGCUGCACUGGUUGGCAUCGGAAGAUGGGUCGGAAGCCGACGUGGAUCCCGUUGCUGUCGUAGAGUAUUUAAUGGAGUAUGAGAAAGUGAUGGAGAAUAGGCGGCAGAGAGUUGUGAAAAAUCGGGGGAGGUUUUUAAGAGUCCCGUCGUGAUGUAGAGUGUAGAGUGCAGGUAGGGCUUUGUAAUUUAUAGUGCCGUUGUAUAUAGUUUUCAAGUAGGUAGUGAUUUAAAUAGAUGGUGGGAAAGGAACUGUUGGAUUGAAUAGUUCAUGCUAGAGGCCACAAAAUCAUAUUGGAUAGAUG
Molecule: messenger RNA, 1153 nt
Organism: Spizellomyces punctatus DAOM BR117
Lineage: Eukaryota; Fungi; Chytridiomycota; Chytridiomycetes; Spizellomycetales; Spizellomycetaceae
Exons: 1
Coding region: 35-1003 (322 amino acids)
Molecular function (GO): protein binding
Source: RefSeq, a predicted model, not a curated record